GAAGUCCCUGCUGUGCCAGGUUGGUGACAGCCAGCAGGGCACUGGUGUCCCCAGGCUCGUGCCCGGGGUGGCCGGCGAUGACCGACGCGGUGCUGGGCGGCUCCUCUGACCGGUGGAUGUGCCCCAGUGACAGGACCAUGUCCCUCCGAGCCAGCAGUGAGAAGGAGCAGCUCCCGGCGGGAUGGGCGGCACAGCCCGAGCGGCAGCGCAAGGGCGAGGAGCUGACGGAUGAGGAGAAGGAAAUCAUCAACCGGGUGAUCGCCCGCGCCGAGAAGAUGGAGGAGAUGGAGCAGGAGCGCAUCGGGCGCCUGAUGACCCGGCUGGAGGACAUGCGCCGCAGCGUGCUGGGGGACGGCAUCAACCGCUGCAUCCUCUGCGGGGAGCAGCUGGGGACAAGGGGCUCUGCCUGCGUCGUCUGCGAGGACUGCAAGAAGAACGUGUGCACCAAGUGCGGGGUGCAGACCACCAACAACCGGCCCCAGGCCAUCUGGCUCUGCAAGAUCUGCAGUGAGCAGCGGGAGGUGUGGAAACGCUCCGGUGCCUGGUUCUUCAAGGGUUUGCCCAAGCAGAUGCUGCCGCAGCCGAUGCCCGUCAGCAAGAAGGGAGCCCAGCCCCCGAGCGAGCCCCGCCCGGCCCAGCCGCCCGCCCCGGACCCCAAACUCCCCUCCCGGGCACCCACCCGAGGCACCGAGGGCACAGCGGCCGCCCGGGGGAGCCGCAAAGCGGCCGAGGGCCGGCCGGGUCCGUGCGGCAGCGAGGACACCGCUGGGGACAGCGACAGCCGGGACUACGCAGCCGAGAGCGGCGUCAGCCGGAGCCCCGGUGUGAAGAGAACCAACUCCGUGCAAGGCCAGCGGCCACCCCCGCCGGCCACCGCCGGUCCCGCUGGAUCUGCCCCGGCAGCGGCACCCGCAGCGCCGGCGGCUGCAGCGGCAAGGCCGGGUGCCGGGGGUCCCGCCCGCUUCCCGGAGAGACAAGGUAACCCCGGGCUGGGCCCCCCGGAGCCGGCCCGCGGUGCCGCCAGGGAGGAGCGGGGAGGGGGCUUUGCCGCGCCCCCCGGCAGGGAGGACAGGCCAGCCUGGCAGCCCCCUGCUGCCAGCCAGCCCCCGCCCGCAGCCGCGGCCCCGCAGCGGCAGCAGCAGCCCCGUGAGGAGGAGGAGGAGGACGCCAACAGCUACGACUCGGAUGAAGGCACUACGCUGGGAGCUCUGGAGUUCAGCCUGCUCUACGACCAGGACAACAGCUCCCUGCACUGCACCCUCAUCAAGGCCAAGGGCUUAAAACCAAUGGAUUCCAAUGGCCUGGCUGAUCCCUAUGUGAAGCUGCACCUCCUGCCUGGAGCCAGCAAGUCCAACAAGCUGCGGACGAAGACGCUGCGCAACACGAGGAACCCGGUGUGGAACGAGACCCUGGUGUACCACGGCAUCACCGACGAGGACAUGCAGAGGAAAACCCUCAGGAUCUCCGUGUGUGACGAGGACAAAUUUGGCCACAACGAGUUCAUUGGAGAAACCAGAGUUGCCUUGAAAAAACUCAAAGCCAACCAGAAAAAGAACUUCAACAUCUGCCUGGAGAGAGUAAUACCAACGAAGCGCGCCGGAACAACGGGCGCAUCCCGUGGGAUGGCUCUGUACGAGGAGGAGGUGGAUCGCGGUGGGGACGUGGAGGAGCGCGGGAAGAUCCUGGUGUCCCUGAUGUACAGCACCCAGCAGGGCGGGCUCAUCGUGGGCAUCGUGCGCUGCGUGCACCUGGCGGCCAUGGACGCCAACGGAUACUCGGAUCCUUUCGUCAAGCUUUGGCUGAAACCUGACAUGGGAAAAAAGGCCAAGCACAAGACACAGAUUAAGAAGAAAACGUUGAAUCCUGAAUUUAACGAGGAGUUCUUCUAUGACAUCAAACACAGCGACCUGGCCAAGAAAUCCCUGGACAUUUCCGUCUGGGAUUACGACAUCGGGAAAUCCAACGACUACAUCGGCGGUUGCCAGCUGGGAAUCACGGCCAAGGGCGAGCGCUUGAAACACUGGUACGAGUGUUUGAAGAACAAGGACAAGAAGAUCGAGCGCUGGCACACCCUGCAGAACGAGAACCACGUGGCCAGUGAUUAAAGGGAGCCUCUGCCCAGCCCUCCCUGCCCUCUGCCACGCCCCUGUAGGUCCCUGAUGUCCCUGGUGUCCCGUCUUCCAGCGCAGCCACGCCUUGCUACAGCCUCUGAUCCCAGGGUCCUCCUCCUCCUCCAAGCCCCCUCCAUCCUCCCCUCCCCUGGAAACUCCCUCAAAUCUUUUCUAUUCUCCUUUAUUUAUUUUCAGCUGGGGGAGGGAGGCUGUUCAGUUCCCCUGGUGUGUAAUUUUGGCAAGCAAUAGUUCCCUCCUGACUGUUCCCCCCUCUCUCUCUCUCUCUCUCUCUCUCCGUUCCCGUCGCGUUUCUGACGCUCUGUGUCCCUCCAGCCUCUACUCCCAGGGGAGAUGGGAGUGCUGGGCUUGGGAGCAUCAGCCUGUCCUUGCUUGUGUGAUCUCAAUACCUCAGUUGCAAUAACAAAAAAGCUCCUUGGCUUUGGUGUGGGUGUCACCGCCGCCUGGUGUCCGUGUCGUCGUGGUUAGGCCAACUCCGGUGUCACCGGCGUCAUCCCGCGAGUCCUGCUUGAGCUUCACCUCUGCUCUGGCCCACCUGAGCAAUGUUGUGGCACAUCCUUUGCUGAGAAGAUCCACCACCAACACCAUAACAGCGACAAGGAGGGUUUAGGGAGCUCUGUGCUGGCAGGGGAGCAGGUUUGGGUCGGGUUUUGUCCUUUCCAGCCGCCGCGGGCGGUUCCUUCGCCCGAGGAAUUCGAGGGCUCUGCUGGUCUAGGAGCCCAGCUGUGUUUUAGGGUUGUGACUACCUCCUCCUCACCUCUGAGCUGUGUAGUAGUGACUGGCCGAGCCCUGAAGGGCUCCUAGGUCCCCUCAGACCCCUCCUGCUUCCAAGGAUUUACUGUUCCUCAGGAGGGAAGCUGAGGGAGCUGCUGCUCCCCCCCAGCCCCCUGAUGUGUGCAAGGAUUAUUGCUUUAAACCACCACAGCUCCUGGAAUUAGCUGGAACAAUCUGAGAUCUUCCAAACUUGGCUUGUUUUGGUUUGGUUUUCUUUCAUUUUUCCCAGUUUUCCACACAAGAACCCUCAGCCUGCACUUUAAGGAUGGCCUGGAGCUGUUGGAAGUGGUCUGGACAGCAGGAGAGCACAGACCUCUGCAGCUGCUGCUGCUGGGCUCUGGAACCAUUCCCUGGCUCUGGAACCAUUCCCUGGCUCUGGAACACUCCAGGCCCUGUGGAUAGGAGCACACUAAGCACUAUGGAAUAUAUGGAAUUUUUUGUCACACUGAGCAUGGUGUGUGAAACCUCCCCCCGAGCCCCCUGCACCCUCUGCUGCUGCUGCCCUCUCUUGGAGUUGGAUGAGUUCUGUUCUCCUGGUAUUUUCCUUAUCUCCCCCCAGCCCCAGCAGAACUUGCUGGUGUGCCCUGAGUGUCCCCAGCCCUGGUGACACAAACCCCUCUGUGCUGAGCUGGCCCAGCCUGGCCCAGGCUCUCCCCUCCUUGGAUCUCCAGGUGGGAAAAGCCAAGCCAAGCCAACCCACCCCAGAGGGUCCAGCUGGGAAUCCUCUUCCAUCACCCCAGGUGAUGCGAUGGUGCUUGGGGUGGGAUGGAAGAGGGCACCUGGAAAUUUUCCCCUUUUUCAUGGAAUUCUUUCCUCUAUGCCAGUCAGGGUGAUGUUCCUGAGCUGCCCUGGCCAGGACCAGACUGAAACAAUCUCUUUUUUUUGGACUGUUCCCCUCUGCACCCCGUGCUGAACCCUGCCUGCUGCAGGCCCAGCUGAGCUGUGGGGUGGGGGGAUCCAGGAUCAAUAGUUGGACUCUCCCUUUUUCAACCUUAAUGACUCCAAGCUGCCACUAUCCUUUCCAGAGGGAUGGACCUGGUCCAAAAAAUUCCUAUUCAUACCCAGAGCAGCACCUGGGCACGGAGCUGUGCAGGGGAAAUGUGGGGCUGAGGGUAAAAAAAACCCUUUUAAAAUCAUUAUUUAAGCAAUUCCUUCAUUUCUCCCAGUCCUGCAGCAGCCCAGCCUCCUUUGUACGUGCAGAACAACUCACUUAAGGUUACCCUUUUCCCAUCCUGUAUUCCCAUUCCCUGUUCAGCCUGCUUUCUUCGGGAAAAGGAAACUCAGAUCAUCUCUUUGCACCUCCAAAAAUCAAGUGCAACUUGCCAAUCUCCUCAGUAUCGUGCAAAACCACAGCCCUGGUCUCUGCCCCAUCCCCCUUCUCAGUUUUUCUGAUGGUAAUUCCUGCCCUGAAUGACUUCUUUUUGUUGUAAAUAAAGCAUGCACCUAUGGAUUGGGAAUGGUGAAAAAACAAACAAACAAACAAAAAGGCAAAAAAAAAAGAAAAUUAAAAGCCUCUUCUACUGCUGUUUGCAUUCAGACUCGCAUGCAGUGAUUUUACAGCCAAAUAUCAGUUUACAAUGGUUAAAAGAGAAAAAGAAAACCUUACACAGGAAUUAGAAAUCCUCCAGUCUUCCGCUGCAUGCAGCACAACAUCCUCUCUUGAUGUGGUAUCUAAUAAAGUGAGACUACUGGAAAAGAACAAAAAUAAA
Haemorhous mexicanus (house finch) is the source of this 4612-nucleotide messenger RNA. RefSeq names its product rabphilin 3A (gene RPH3A). Gene Ontology annotation, molecular function: small GTPase binding. Gene Ontology annotation, cellular component: membrane. Gene Ontology annotation, biological process: intracellular protein transport. The record is from RefSeq and is a predicted model, not a curated record. Bases 78 to 2105 code for a protein of 675 amino acids. The transcript has 19 exons. Lineage: Eukaryota; Metazoa; Chordata; Aves; Passeriformes; Fringillidae.